Messenger RNA from Sabethes cyaneus, 2384 nucleotides. It is a transcript of the gene Droj2, whose product is annotated as dnaJ homolog subfamily A member 1. The transcript is spliced from 4 exons. The record is from RefSeq and is a predicted model, not a curated record. Gene Ontology annotation, biological process: protein refolding; response to heat. Gene Ontology annotation, cellular component: cytoplasm; cytosol. Gene Ontology annotation, molecular function: ATP binding; Hsp70 protein binding. The coding region runs from base 326 to 1573 and encodes 415 amino acids. Lineage: Eukaryota; Metazoa; Arthropoda; Insecta; Diptera; Culicidae.
UUCUAGAAAACGGAGGAAAUACUCUAUUAUUAAAUCUUAAACAAAGAGUUCAAAACUGAGUACCAGUCGCACGAAGUUUAGCCUAGUUAGAAAAAUUGGGGAAAAAUAAUUUGGUUAGGAUUGGUGAAAAGUUAUAAAAUCGAUAAUAUACCCGAUAACGGAAGUUGCCUUUUUAUAUAACGUGGCGAUAAAAAGCAAAAAUUUGAGGUGCUUUUUCAAUUAGAUAACUUGUACAGAAGUCGUAAGUACCUAGUAGUUCACAGUGUAACGAAAAUUCUGGUGCAGCAUAAGUGACCCUUCAGAUAGUCGUGCUCAGACAGUAGAAAUGAAAAUCAAGACCGAACAAGGAAAGCGGCACAAAAUGGUUAAGGAGACAGGAUUCUACGAUAUUUUAGGUGUCAAGCCUGGUUGCUCUCAAGAUGACCUCAAGAAGGCGUACAGGAAACUAGCUUUAAAAUAUCAUCCGGACAAGAAUCCGAAUGAAGGUGAAAAAUUUAAGCAAAUUUCAAUGGCGUAUGAGGUACUGUCAGACCCGGAAAAGAAAGCCGUUUACGAUGAAGGUGGUGAGGCGGCCAUCAAAAAAGGCGGAGCAGGCGGUGGCGGGGGCUUCCACAGCCCAAUGGAUAUCUUUGAGAUGUUCUUCAAUGGCGGGUUCAGUGGGCGCAGCAAACGGGAACGACGCGGCAAGGAUUUGGUUCACCAGCUUUCGGUCACAUUGGAGGAGUUGUACUCGGGUACAACCCGGAAAUUAGCUUUACAAAAGAAUGUUAUCUGUGAUAAAUGUGAGGGCAUUGGCGGCAAAAAAGGAUCCGUACAAAAAUGUAGCCCUUGUCGUGGUUCCGGUGUAGUAACCAAAAUCCAGCAGUUGGCCCCCGGUUUUGUGCAGCAGUAUGAAGAAGCAUGCCGUACUUGCCGAGGACUAGGCGAAAUUAUCGAUGAGAAGGACAAAUGCAAAACAUGUAACGGACGAAAGACGGUGCGUGAUCGUAAAAUUCUCGAGGUAAACGUCGAAAAAGGUAUGCGCGAUGGCCAGAAAAUUGUAUUCUCCGGUGAAGGUGAUCAGGAUCCCGAACUGCAACCCGGUGACAUUGUGAUAGUGUUGGAUGAAAAAGAACAUACUAUUUUCAAACGAUCCGGACAAGAUCUGAUCAUGCACAUGCAGCUGCAAUUGGUUGAAGCACUUUGCGGUUUCCAAAGAAUUAUUAGAACUUUGGAUGAUCGAAAUUUAGCAAUUACGUCCUAUCCCGGUGAAGUAGUAAAGAAUGAGGCAAUUAAAUUCAUUGCCGGAGAAGGUAUGCCUCAAUACAAGAAUCCAUUCGAGAAAGGGCGACUUAUUAUUCAGUUCUUCGUCGUGUUUCCGGAAUCGAUGCCUCUCGAGAUGUUACCUGCCCUUGAACAAUGCUUACCAUCACGGCCUGUGGUGAAAAUUCCUGCAAACGCAGAAGAGUGCAGUCUGGUGGAAUUGGACCCCGAAAGUGAUCGUCGGAGUUACGGCUACAAGAACGCUUACGACGAGGACGAAGAACACCAUCAUGGUCCAGGAGUGCGAGUGCAGCAAUGUGCCUCCAGUUAAAUUUAUUCUCUUGCAUUGCCAGAGAAUAAUUGCCACUGCGUAGGAGACACACGAAAGAGUAGGAAUGGUCGUAAAAUGUCAGUGUGUGCGCAUUAGAUGCUAAUUAGACACAUAGUUUUUCCCUUAACCAAGUCGCCGAAAACUUAUCACAUGCCCUGAUCAUGUUUUUUUCAAUAGAUUGGAGAAUAUCAUGUAAAGCUAUGGAAUAUUUUGUAUCUUUUUUUUUUAUUUAAAUUGGUUUGACGCGGAAUAAUAAAUUGAAUUUAUUACAGUUGCAAAGCGAAAAUCAUUCUUGCGUAAUGAGUUUUUUUUGGUUGUAUUUCAUUCCAAAGUAGCUUCGUAAAUUUAAUUCAUCACUGGGAAACUUAACAUAAAAUAUUGAACGAAGUGAAAAAGUAAAAAAUGGUAAAGCUGGCAUAAUUAGUUUCCGUUGUUAGUUUUUAUCAUUUCAUAUUUCUGAUUAUUUAGUACAUCAAAUGAAAAACCCGAUUUAAUAAACUACAUACCUGCAACCUAAUUUAUUUUUCCAAUUCCUGCUAAAACAGCACAUAAGCUCUAAAACAACAGUAGCAAGAAACAGCAAAUAGUAAGAUUAAUAAGAUUGUACAUGAUACACUGUAAUCAACAGGAUUUAAAAAUUCAACUACUAGUUAAAAGAAUAUUUAAUGGAAAACAUGCAACAACUAUACCGCAAAGUAUGAAACAAGUAAAAUCUGUUUUGAAUAUUCUGCCUUUAUUUGAAAGGGGAUUAACUAAAAAAAAUAAAACAUUUUAUGAUUGUCAACUUCCGUAAAUAGAGAAUUCUUUUUGU